Messenger RNA from Phyllotreta striolata, 2311 nucleotides. The record is from the annotation of a GenBank genome assembly. Lineage: Eukaryota; Metazoa; Arthropoda; Insecta; Coleoptera; Chrysomelidae.
UUUUUAGCUUAUGGUCAAUUUUAUUGUACGAAAUAUGUUAUUAUUAAUAUGCCCUUCCAGAAUUAAUUGUUUUUGAAUUAAAACGUGCAUUCCCGGCCUUAUUUUGUGAUAAUGGCAUACGUCAAGGCAUUAACCAAUUAGAUUAAAAAUGUUUGCGUCGCUGAAAAAUAAAAUACGCGAAGAAACUGGGAGUGACUUGUCGAAGUUAACAGCGAAAAUAACGUCCUCGACGGUCCAAAAGAUCGAAUCUCUAAGAGGCCGAUCGACACAGGGCUCCUCUUCCAGUCUCAACUCCAUCGUAUCCUCGGAAGGGGUCAAAGACGACGGUCCCAUCGAUUCCGAAGAGUUCAAGAAACGAUUGAACAAGAUCGAAUCCGAGUUCACUAGAAAAUUAGAAUACAAGGAAAUAGAAUGGCGUGAAUUAAUCAAGGAGAAAGAUAAGAAAUUGCAAGUAUUGGAAAAAGAGAAGGAUGAUACCCAGAAGCUAGUCGAAACUCUAAAGGAGUCAUUAAAAAAUGCCGAAGAUUUCAAUACGAAAAUUUUACUGCAUAAGGAAAACAAUGAGCAAUUGGAGAGCUUGCAAAUCCAGGAAAUGUCUAAGGUUAAAAAUCUAGUCUUGCUGAGGGAUCAGGAAAUCGCCGAAAAAUCCACUGCCCUCAAGGACGCCAAUGUACAAUUAGAAAAAUUAAGAAACGAAGUGGCGAGACUUCGAAGGCAGGAGGAGACUCUGAGCGAUGUGCAGGAUAAAUCGGAGGAUAGCCUGCAAGCGACGAGGAAGGAUUUGGAGACGGCUCAAAACGAGCGGCAGGAGCGCGAAAAGGAAUACAAGCAACUGAAAAAAUCUUUAGAUUCGGAGAAUUCCGCUAACAAUUCGCUGCGAGAAGCCGUCGCGAAAUUGGAAAAGGACUUGGCCGAGGAAAAAGCGAACUCUUUGAACGUACAAAAGACUCUAACUAGGGUAACGUCCGAGAAAAACACCACUCUCGUACGAAACGCCGAAAUUUCCCAGCAAAUGGAGCUCGUCAAGCAGGACAUGAGGCGACAAGAAACCGAAACCAACGAACUCCACCAUAAAUUAUCCGUGUUAGAAAAGGAGAACGCCAAAUUGAAAGACGUCGUGCAAGUAGAACAAAGACUGAAACACACCAUAUCCGAAUUGGAGGACCAAAUAGCCGAAAAGAAUAAGAACAUCAAAACCUUGCAACUUCGGCUGGCGGACAUGAAGAAAACCCUGCAACAGGAACUCAGGACGCCGGGCAAUCCGAACUACCACUCGGACUUGAUGGAUUUGAAUUCGGCCGCUAUUCUGACGCCCACGCAGGUGUCGACCCGGCACUUUCCGUCGUUGGUGCGCAGGGACGACGAGGACGUGAACUUUAGGUAUUUGAAGCACGUUGUGUUGAAGUUUCUGACCAGCAAGGAGUACGAGGCGCAGCACCUGAUCAAGGCGAUCUCGACGCUGCUGAAGUUCACGGCGGACGAGGAGAAGCUGAUACAGGACACGUUGGAGUGGAGGAAGUCGUGGUUCGGCAGCAAACCUAAAUAUCCGGGUGCGAAAUUAAAGAAUUUCUCCAACAGUUGAUGGUUGUUUUCUUUGUAUCAGUAUUCUAUUUAAUGCAGCUGGUUUUAUGUGGACUUUUAUUGAGAACGAACGUUUAAUUGUUGAAGAUGUAAAUUUAUUUGGCUUACUCGAAGAGAAAGGUAAAUGUACUAUUAGUAUUAACAGAACCUUCCAUUUAGUUCGUUCAUAAUAUCGAUUUCGUAAACAAUUAUUGUAUAUUUUUAAACGAUAUUUUAACAGUCUACAAGUGUUUUUGGGAUAAUAAAGAAAUUUAUACCAUUUCAUACAACCUUUACAGUUGCUUCUUCUAGCGCAAGUUUGCUCUCAAAUGAAAUUGAUUCGAGUUCAUUUGUAUUGUACCUGUACAUUCUACCCUACCUCAUCGAGAGCUACAGUUAAAUUAUUCGAUUAUAAUACCCUGCCUUAUUAAAUAUUUAAGCUUUUAAGACAUUUCGAAAUAUUUUUAAUUUUAAAACAAUGUAUAAUGCUAAUCUUCAAACAAUGAGUCCUUUUACCAGUAGUUUUGUAUUAUUUAUAAUUGGUUGUGUAAUUUUUAAUAAUUUCCAAAGAGUUUGCACGAGGAAGCUUGAUAUUUAUACCUCUAUAUAAUUUGUAGAAGACAAUUUUCAUUCCGUUUGUAUGUGAUAUACAGGGGAAAGCAUCCUUAACUAACUUUACUAUUAGUGAGUAGGUGACUCUGUAAAUAUGUAAAUAAGCUUCACACAUAUUUAUACAUUUUUUGAACCAGAG